Eruca vesicaria subsp. sativa (arugula) is the source of this 1129-nucleotide messenger RNA. NCBI's taxonomy places the organism in Eukaryota, Viridiplantae, Streptophyta, Magnoliopsida, Brassicales, Brassicaceae. The record is from the annotation of a GenBank genome assembly.
GAGAAAGAGAGAACCAAGAGGAAAGAGAAUCUACGGAUUAGUAUUUGUACAAGGGAAAGGAGAAACGACAAAUUAGGUCGCCAAGACUUUGUUCAUGGAUUAUCCAGAGAGGAUGGAUCAAACGAAUCAAGGCUGGAGCUCAUCGAUACCAAUUAAGAGGAAAAGGGGUCGUCCUCCUCGUAGAGAUGAAGUCCAGACUCAGCAACAACUGAACCCACCUGUUACUACUACUACCACCAUUGAUGAAAAUCUGAUAGGUCGGGUUGUUUCUGGUGUGGUUGAAGGUUCUUUCGAGGCAGGGUAUUUUCUCAACGUAAAGGUCGCUGACACAGAUAAGCAGCUGAAAGGCAUUGUUUUCUUACCGGGAAAAGUCUCUCCAGUUACUCCAACAACUGACUUGUUUCCCCAAGCUAAGAUGUAUUCAAGAGAAGAUGUCCUGCUUCCCUCUUUAACUCCAACCACUCAGUCGAAGAAAGACGCUGGGAAUCAAACUGAUGAGUUGAUGGCCGAUGAAAAUCAAUCUGCUACGCUGCCUGAUGUUCAUCCAAUGAGCGAUGAAGGUGUUGUUUCUGAGGCUAUUGAUGAGACAUAUCCUCCUAUGGAUACAGAGAUGAAAGAUGUUGGUGGUUCUUCUGGAGAGGAGAAGCUUACUGAACUUGAGGGCCAAACCCUCUCCUUGAUGCCACAGUUUGCCAAAGAAGACCAUACUGUCCUGCGAUCUGAAGCUUGUGGAGCAACAUCUGAAACGAAUCCAACGCAGGCCACAGGGUGUAGCUCUACGCUAAGCCUUGAACUGUUUCAGAAUGAGACAAAGCGAUCAGGAACGGAGGAGGAGGUAUCUCCUAAAGACGCUGAAACUCGUGGAAUGGAGGAAAAACCAGUUUCUCCCAUUGACGAUGUGCCAGAGGAGCUUCAGCUAGAGCUUGGCAACAAGAAAAUGAGUGCGUCGGCCAUUGCAACAGAAACAAAUCCUCAUCAGUCUGCUUCAUCAGAAGGUGGGUUCUUGGCGAAUAUGUUUGAAAAUAGAGAAGAAACUACGAAAGGACCAGAAGAAACUAAUGCAGGUUCAGAGAGUAGUAUCCUAGCGGCAACAACAACUAUAACACAAGCAGAUUAUAAUGAUUCUUGA